Molecule: messenger RNA, 1641 nt
Organism: Suillus plorans
Lineage: Eukaryota; Fungi; Basidiomycota; Agaricomycetes; Boletales; Suillaceae
Exons: 8
Coding region: 1-1641 (546 amino acids)
Source: RefSeq, a predicted model, not a curated record
AUGAAAUCUCUGCGAGGCCAGACUGCCAGAGAGAUGAAUCCUGGAGCCGCUCUGAUGGCCAAAGAUAUCUUUACUCGCGGCCUUGACGAUCUACCAGAUGAGAUGAUACGUGAAGGUGCAAGGGCACAGUAUGCUACUUGUGAGAUAUCCAGACACCAUCUCGCUUCCUUGACUUGGGAGCUUGAAGCAAGCAGCCGCUGGACCAGCUUCCUGGACCUUGCUAGGAAGUUCUUGAAGGAGAAGCAUGCAUACUCCGAGAGAGAUCUUCUGAUCUGGGAACAGACCUGUACCAACCGUGGGGUGCAAGAUAUUUAUGAAGACAGGCCCUACCACGAGUAUGCAGCUACUGAAGAGACUCUUACAUUAUCGGUACUCCAGGAACAGGCUCGUCAGUUGAAACAGUAUGUCGAGGAACGAGGCGUAGAUGAUCUGUCAGAUGACUCCUACCUUGAGCCAGGGUAUUACGUUCGAAGAUUAAACACUCAUCAUGAUGUAGCCAUGCUGUAUACACUCUUUUAUAUCGUUAUCGUUAUCGCGAUCAUGGCCAGGCCAUCAGUUCUAACUUCUCAUGUUGACCACGAUCAAGCCCUGUUCACGACCAUCAUGCCACCCAAAGCCAUGCAAGCACCCAAGAAACCGAGACGUAAACAACCACAAAACUCGAGGCAAGUGCAGAGGCCUGCCAGAGGUAGCAAUGAGAAUCCGUGUUUAAAUAAUGAUGAAAGUCAGGUUGGACGCCCUAGUGAACAAACCAACGAUCCAACACUUGUGGACGACAGAUUAUUGUCGACUAUGUAUGAGGAGGAGAUGUACUUGUCUGAUGAAGAUGAGCGUCUCAGUAGCCGCCUGUGUGAUGAUCAGCAGCCCAUGGAGUACCAGCAGCCGCCAGUCAGACAGGCUCAUCCCCACUAUUCAAUGCUCGGGCAGUCAUCGAACCCUCACCUCCAGCAUCAACAACCAUACCAACAACUCCCAGUGCACCAACCGCAAGGUGGUCACAUGUUUCAAUGUUCAAUUGACGCGCCACCUCCUCCCACUGUGCGUGGUGCAGAGCGUCUCAGUGGCCGCCUGCGUGAUGAGCAGACACGACCUAUGCGCACGUCACCGUAUCCCCUCCCAGGAUUACGCAAAGUGUCAGUUUUUGGCCCCCGCCGUAUUGACGAAGGUUACCGUGACCAGUGGCAGAACACUGGUGUUAUCUAUGCUGGAGCAGAUAAGAACGUUGCACCGAAACGCCCAACUGCCAGAGAUCUUCCGCCCAUACCGUUGCCUCCAUUGGAUAUCACCGUCCCUGGUCCACAGCAGCCCACCCUACCACACUCCCACCCAAUCCAGUCUAGCAAUGCAACGCACUCUCAUAACGAUACCGGAUCUUCAGACGCUGUUCCCCCCCAGCAGCAAGAGCCUAUGCCCGUGCCUGCCGACCUGGUCAAUGAGAUCAGCAAUAGCGCGAGGUCAAAAAUGCGACGUUCAGUACUUUCAGACAAUGGCAUGCCCACGAACGAGGAGAAUAUUGCAAUGGCGCGCGCUGCGCUAUCAAACGCUAUUGCAACUCACGCAACUAUUCCCCCUGGCCGAUACUACCUCCCAGACGAGGAUAAAUUCAUUACCUCGCUCACCAAAAUCACGAACACCCUGUGA